Messenger RNA from Trichoderma breve, 1467 nucleotides. Its product is annotated as aldehyde dehydrogenase family domain-containing protein. Gene Ontology annotation, molecular function: aldehyde dehydrogenase (NAD+) activity. Bases 1 to 1467 code for a protein of 488 amino acids. NCBI's taxonomy places the organism in Eukaryota, Fungi, Ascomycota, Sordariomycetes, Hypocreales, Hypocreaceae. The transcript is spliced from 7 exons. The record is from RefSeq and is a predicted model, not a curated record.
AUGACUCAAUUCAAAUUCCGACUGCCACGUCAACCGUUUCUGCAUGGGAAGUUUGUCGACUCCCAAUGUAAGGACAAACAUGAGCUUACUUCAGCUACUGAUGGAUCUCAAGUGAUGGCCGAUCUCCAAUGGGCUGCUGUGGAGGAUGUAGAGCUUGCUGUGGAUUCUGCAGAGAAGGGCUUGAAAGAGUGGCAGGCACUCUCACCUAAAAAACGUUGCAGUUGUUUGCUUCGAUACGCGGACUUGAUUGAGUCUCAUGCUGAGGAACUCGCAUACCUCGAAGUCAUUGUAACGGGAAAGCCAAUGGUGUUUGCUUCUGGCUAUGAGGCUCCUCAGCUUGCAAACAUACUACGAUAUUACGCAGGAUACACGGACAAGUUGAGCGGUGAGAGCUACCCAUUAGAAGAUGGACUUCUUAAAAUGGUCGUACACGAGCCCCUUGGUGUUUGCGCCGCCAUAACAGCCUUCAACAGUCCCAUGAUUCUUUUUGCCUUGAAAGUAGCACCAGCUCUCGCCUCAGGGAACGUAAUGAUUGUCAAGGCUAGCGAGUUUAACCCGUUGUCAUCGCUGCGUCUGGCAGAACUCGCUACAGAAGCAGGGCUACCGGCCGGCGCCAUCAACGUCUUGAUCGGCGGUGCAGAUGUGGGAAAUGCUCUCGCUACUCAUAAGCAUAUUCGAAAGAUUAGUUUCACGGGCAGUGUCGCUACGGGCAAGAAGGUUCAGAUUGCAGCGACCGAAUCCAACUUGAAGCGGGUGACUCUGGAAUUGGGAGGCAAGUCACCGGUCGUCAUCUUCCGAGAUGCCGACUUGAACAAUGCCGUCCGAGCUGCCUCUAAUUUUCUGGCUUUCAAUGGCCAGGGCUGCAUCUUAGGGACGCGUAUACUUGUUCAAGAGGAGAUAUCGGUCACCUUCCUAGAAGCAUUGAGGCAGCUCAUUGAGGAGCAUACCAAAACGUUGGGCUCGGAUCCAAUGGAACUCUCCACGUUAUCAUGCCCUAUAUUUCACGUACAACAACACAAGAGAGUUGCUGAAUUUCUUGAUUUGGGGAAACAAGAGGCCGAAGUUUUCGUUGGGGGGUCGGUUUGCCAACACCCGGGGCUCUAUGUGGAGCCCACCGUUUUCGUCAAUCCCAAGCCAGCUGCGAGGAUCCUGCACGAGGAGAUCUUUGGGCCGGUAGCCGUUGUCCAGACAUUCAAGACUGAAUCCGAAGCAAUCGAAAUGGCGAAUGAUACGGAAUACGGGCUCGGCGCAUUUAUACAUACUAAUGAUAUCAGCCGUGCGCUUCGAGUAGCAUCCAAAAUCCAGUCGGGCACGGUUUCAAUCAACACGACUGAGAAUAUGAGCCCUCAAAUGCCAUUUGGGGGGAGCAAAAACAGUGGCUUGGGGCGCGAGAACGCACGAUAUGCGCUGAUGGCUUAUACGGAGCCGAAGUCAAUCUUUAUCAGGACACUUGGAGAGAUGGAAUGA